UAUCACUCAGCCGUGAUGCGCAGUGAUACACAGUUGUUCGGGGUGACGGGGAACUGUGCGGCGUGCAGCAAGCUCAUCCCGGCCUUCGAGAUGGUCAUGAGGGCCAAGGAGAAUGUCUACCACCUGGACUGCUUCGCCUGCCAGCUCUGCAAUCAGAGGUUUUGUGUGGGAGACAAGUUCUUCCUGAAGAACAACAUGAUCCUGUGUCAGACGGACUAUGAGGAAGGGUUGAUGAAGGAGGGCUACGCACCACAAGUCCGCUGACCUCCACAGAUGGCGAGGAGGAGGGAGGAGGAGGAGGACUUGAAAAGAAGGGAAGUGGGAGACAGAGAGAGACUGAAGGGCGGAGGUCUUGCAAUCACCCACCAAAAGCACUAAUGCCUCCUCUCCAGCACCAUCUGGCCCCACAUGUAAAUACCCAACCUGCCCACCUUUCUAAGGGACCUCUGCUGUACAGAAUAGCCAUAGAGACUGAGAUUUUUUUUAGGGGGAGGCCUCUAAGAAGUUACCCUGGACUACUUGUAAAAAAAAAAAGAAGAAAAAAAAAAAAUCGACAACAACAAACAAAAGAAAGUUGCAUUUGUUGGUUUUUGUGUUCUGAUGAAUGCUGCCUCUCAGCCUGCCGCUAAACGCAGGCCUGACAAAGCUGUCCGCCACAACUUCAGACUAUGUGGCAUCUCCCAUCUCCUGCGGUAAUACAAAAUCACAGAGGCCCUCCUUCCCAAAUCCAAACAAUUACCGUCCCAUUCUCUCAAGAGGGGGUCACGGGCAAAACAAUCAUGGUGGCCAUGGCCGAGGACCGCCUGACUCCCCAGGCAGGGGGACAGACGGCAUCCGUCCGUGUGUGAGCGUCACACCUCAGGCUGAGGAGGGAUUUUUUUUUACCCGAGUAUCAAUUCUGUCAUAAUCCCAAUCUACCACUUCAGCCCUGCUCUGACUUGCUCUACAGACACUCUCCAAAGAGCACUGGAUGUGGUCGGGGAGAGGGGGGGUAGGGAGGGGGUGGGGGGGGGGGUAUUGGGGUUUGUGUCAUUUUUGAUGGAGCCCUCAUAUUUGCUAAAAAAAAAAGAAGAAAAAAAGCCUUGCUUUCACACUGGGAGCUGAUCUACUGGAUAAGGGACGUGAUGGGGGGGAGGGGUGGGUGUUAGAAGACUCCGCACUGGGGUGGGGCGGGGGGGGGGCGGUGAUGGUGUUAUGGGUUGUUACUUUUUGUACACUGUAUUUAUUUGAUAAGCUCUCAGUGCAUCACCUGUUGUCCCCAUCAUGGCAUUGAUGUAACAUGCUGAUACUUGAAUCCAAUCACUGUUCAAGACCCUUUUUCCACCUUUAUCAAUGUGACAGCGGUUGCCAGGUUUUCGACAUUGCUCACAGUUUAGCACUUACUGUCAUCAAAAAAACCACGAUGAUGUCGCCUUACCAGUUGGUGUAUGGGUGCUUGGUCACCGUGACCUCAAGCCACAAUGGGUCUUACCUUACAUCAGAAGACGAUCACUGGAUGACUCAGCUUAAAUAACUGUAGAGACAGUAAGAGCAACCAUGCUUUUCAUAAUUUGCAAGCAAAUGCAUCAGCAGUUAACGCAAAUAGGGUGCUGGUAAACAAAAAACGUAAAAAACGUGAGGUUGAUUCAUUUGUAAAUCGUGGUUGUACAUAAAAGAAAUAUUCCUUUUGCUUGCUGUUGUAUAAUGAUUUCUUUUUAUGUGUCAUCCAGCAUGAGAUGUUUAUUUUUAGGACAACGCUUGUAAAUACUGUAUUGUAAUAAUUUUAAGCACAAAUGUAAUACAGUUUUAUUGUGUUA
This is a messenger RNA of Osmerus eperlanus (European smelt), 1796 nucleotides long. It is a transcript of the gene lmo3, whose product is annotated as LIM domain only 3. The record is from RefSeq and is a predicted model, not a curated record. Gene Ontology annotation, cellular component: nucleus. NCBI's taxonomy places the organism in Eukaryota, Metazoa, Chordata, Actinopteri, Osmeriformes, Osmeridae. The transcript has 3 exons. Gene Ontology annotation, molecular function: transcription coactivator activity; DNA-binding transcription factor binding. Gene Ontology annotation, biological process: positive regulation of transcription by RNA polymerase II. The coding region runs from base 16 to 264 and encodes 82 amino acids.